This is a messenger RNA of Ruditapes philippinarum (Manila clam), 6297 nucleotides long. RefSeq lists its product as uncharacterized. The record is from RefSeq and is a predicted model, not a curated record. Bases 1129 to 4857 code for a protein of 1242 amino acids. NCBI's taxonomy places the organism in Eukaryota, Metazoa, Mollusca, Bivalvia, Venerida, Veneridae. The transcript is spliced from 18 exons.
AACUCUGAGCAAAGUCUCCACACUAAAAGAUCAAGAAAUAACAUGAAUGUAGAGAAUGUAACAAAGAAUAUGAUUGCACAGGACAUGAUACGAGAGAACACUGUAAACUAAUGUAAAUAAAAUGCAUUGACAGCUACAGUAACUACAUAUUUGUUUUAAUGUUUCCAAUUUUACAAUGUAUCAGGUAACAUCCAUUUCCCUUCAAUUGUUAAAAGGUUUUAGAAAGGGAAUAAACUGGAGCUCUUUAAGCGUGAAAAAAACAUUAUUGAACAAAUAGUUGAACAUUUUUCCUAUAUUAAUUCUAUGAGGCAUUUCUCUUUGUUUGCCUUAAAUGACAUUGUUAUCUACGGAGUGAAAUGAAAUUAAAUUGUAUAGGGUUGUACCAAUUUCCGAUGAGUACGUGUUGUGACUGGGACAGAAAUCGGUUUAAAUAGAAACGCGGAGUGAAAAUCGAUGGUGAUUUAUAGAUGGUACAAUAGAAAUAUAAUCUAUGGCAUUUAAUAACAGUUCUGUUUCAAUUAAAAUGUCCGCGUGUCUUUUGUAAAUGUGUCCGAUGCCAUGUCAAAAUAACAUUGAAUUUUUAACUUAUUGGAAUAUUCCUAUAUUUUAGAACUAAUGCUGGAAAGUGACGGAUUUACAUUCAAAUAGAUAUUGUGUUAAUUUAAAUAAAUACUUAGAUAAGAAUUGUAGUGUAUAUAAAAAGACUAAGCUUAUUAUUCAGUGUGCACACAAGUUACAUUGAGUAAAUGCAAGUACACAUAUGAAAUAGGUUAUUUGCUGAUUUAAUUGAAUCUAGAGAGAGAGAAGGAAUUAAUGCUUUUGUAUAAUUAAUAGUACUAAUUUCAAACGUUGGAAAAAUUAAAAGGAUAUUGGAUUAACUCUAAAGUGUUUGGACACGUACAUGCGCGCAUUACAUUUAACUAUUAUUAACACACAGUAUUAUCAACUAUAGAAUAAAAGCAGUUAAAAUUCAAAUAUUGAAUGUGAUAAUUGGUAUUAAUAAGUAAUUAAAUCAUAAGCUGGGUGUGACAUUUAAUUAGCUAAACGGGCAGUCAUAUAAGGAGUGUAUUUACUCGCAAUGGUGUAUACAAAACAUAAACGUGUAACGUGUUAAAAGGAUAUUUGGAUAUGAAUUUCGUACGGGUUCGAGUCACUGAAGAUAGUUUGUUGUUCAUUUCUCUCCUUAUUUGUGCCAUACUUCCUUCAGAUUCAACGAAGUAUUAUGUAACCUUUCUCGGAAGAAACGUGACAACUUCACCAGUUGGAGUUUUCCUUCAAAAGUUGACAGGAACAGCCCCAGGUAUCAAACACGAUGUCGGCGCGUGCACCCCCAGUGCCUCAAAUUGGGGUAUUUCUUCAGACUUUACUGCAUCUCAAUUCGAUGCACCAGACUGCGGGUUACUUGUUCCAAAUGGAACUGAGAUGGCAAAGAAAGGAAUUAAAGUUGAAUCAGUAGAUGACUUCACAUUACAUGUCAUUCAAACAGAUUCCAGUGGUUCCUGGAGUGAUGGUUACAUAGCUAUUCCAUAUGAUCACCUAGGAGCAACAUAUUAUGUCAUAACGUAUUGCGCAACGGGUGGUGUGUGCCAAUUUGCUAUAUUAGCAACGGAUAAUUAUACAAAGGUCGAGGUCACGUUUUCGAAUAGCGUUCAACCUCGUGCAGUUUGUAUCAACGGAAGUCCAGUAGAAAAUGCCGCGGCACCGGGAACCGCCAUUCCUUUUGAACUAAAUGAACUAGAUGUUCUACACUUUGAAAGUGAGAACGAUCUAAGUGGAACAUAUAUCUCCGCUGAUAAAAAUAUAGCUGUUGUAGUUGGCGCUCGGGAUAUACCAAAGAAAGAUGGUACAACCUCUCAUGUAGUAGAACAAAUUCCACCUAUCAGAAAAUGGGGUACCGAGUUUGUUGUUGUGCCCAAUAUUCUAGAUGAAGCUGGAGAUAUAGUAAAGAUUGUAACACAAAAAGAUAACACAGUUAUAUAUAUUCUUGGAUAUUCGCCUGUCAUUAUACCGAAAGCAGGAGAUGCAAAAGACUUUAGAAUUGACUGGAAAAUGCAUACAACAAUUCAUUCAUCAGAACCUGUCCUUUUAAUUCAGGUUAUGAAUUUGAAUCUGUAUAACAGUAGCAAUGCAAAUGAUUUAUCAGGGUCUUCGGCAAUGGUGAUUGUGCCGCACAUUGAGCAAUGGGUUGAUACUGAACAUCAUUUCCAGUGUGCCGUGUCAUCUGCAACAAAUGAAAGCCUUAUAGCAGUAGUUGCAGAGCCUGGCAUGGCUGUAUUAUUUGACCCAACUCCUUCUGUUCACUAUUCACCGUGGGAAAGUAUACAAGGAAGUCAGUAUGAAGUUCUGAUAGCCAAACCAUCUGCAAGGGAGACCUCAUUAAGUGGGGGAAGGCGAAGCAUGUAUGGUUUUUGUGAAGGACAAUAUGCAGUACUCCUUGGUGUUAAAUGGGACUGGGAAAACGAGUUGUGUAAGAAGACAAUAUCAUCACCAGGUGACGAUGUAGACAAUGAUUGUGACGGUGAAAUUGACGAAGACACCUGUACUGAUGCUGACUUUAGUUUCAAUUUUACCGCUUCUCAGACCAGUGACGGAACCGUAACAUACAAAAUAGUAAAUGCAGGUAAAGCUGGACACAUUGAUUUUACUGUAUCCACAUGUGAUAUUGCAGUGGUGACUCUCAGGACAACUUCCUCUCCUCAUGCUUAUAUAACAGUCAAGAUAUCCCCGACAUCAAUUGUUGAAGAGAUAUGUGUCCCGAAGUGUUUUCCUGCUGCACCGGAAACCAAUGUUGUUGCAGACUGUAUCAACGAUGUACAAUACUAUUCAAUUGAAUGGUUUGAAGAUAGUGUUGGUUUAAAGCAUGUGUUUCACACUGAUACUACGGACUAUUACUGGGACAUUGAUAAUGUUUUUGGUGUCGACUACGAGGAACUUGUCCUGUCAGCCAUGGCCGGCUCCGCAGCUUUUGUCGUCGAUUUACCAGAUAAAGAUUGCAGUAAAAUGAUUUCCGAAACGGCUGAUGCAGCUGGGAGGAAGUUUAUUAUACCUGUUUCUGAUGGUGAUUCUGAUUUCACCAUUAUUCUUACUACACGAAAUGAUUUAGCAACGACGCUCAAUAUCCAACUAAAUGUUGACAAUUCCCUUGGUACAAUCACGAUGACCUUAUCUCAGACGUUAACAAUAACAAAAGGGGACAUAACCGAGCCUGCUUAUAGUAGUAUAACAGUUACCAGUACCAAUGGGGAACUUAUGGUAUACUUGCUGCGUUCUUUAACCAACGGUAUUGCACUAGGCUUGAGUAUUCUACCCUCUGAUAUACUUGGCCCUACGUACCUUUUGUUUAUUGACAGUGUAGUGAAUAUAAACGAUGAUACAGCUGUAAUUUGUGAGGCUGUAGCUACAGACAGAGCAACUGUUUCAAAUAGUGGGGAAUACAUAGGUAGAGACGUGUUGACAGAAAUCACAAAUGGCAUAUAUUCCGAAGGCAAUUCAUAUCUUGGUGUAAAACACUUGUCAGCAGACCGCCCACUUGCUGUAUUUUGUGGCAACUUUGCCGACACAUUGGUGCAAAUGCCCCCAAAAGAAACGCUUGGCACGGAGUUUUUUAUACCCAGUUUGGAUCUCAGCUUACUCAACGCUGUUGCAGAGAUACACGUUGUGAUUACAGAGGACAGUACGGUACUGGUUAUCGGCGGGGACUAUGAUCAAAUGGAUCCGGUAGAUUUUACCGGAGAUUUCUACAUCAGAACGAUAGAACCAAAUACGAUAUACAAUAUCACGGCGAGUAAACCGGUUCAAGUUCAUCUAGAAAUGAGAUCGACAGCAGACAGCUGGGCAUCAGCGGUGGUUAUUCCACCUACCACGCAGUACAGGAGUAGUCACGUGUUUCCGGGAUUUAGCAACUCUCUCUUUGGACUGAGGUUGAGUUCGGCAGUGGAUCAAAAUGGAUUAGAUGUUCCAAGCCUCGUGACUUCAUCUGUACUAACUGGAGCAUCAUCUACCACGCUUACGUAUGCUGGUCCGACGUUUUGUCUCUCCGUGUUGGGUUAUGUGACGGGUCAUACCGGAAAGAAGAUUGUAGUUUCUUGUGACGUAUUAUAUGCCGACAAUAAUGAGAUAUGCAUAGUAUCGAAUGGAACUGCUGGUGAUGGUGUAGACAACGAUUGUGACGGUUUAAUUGAUGAGGAGUAUUGCUCUGAUAGCCGAGAACCGGGCACAUUUGAUUACGAUAUAGACGGUAGUUUAAAUGAGGACUGCUCGGCAAAUUCUACUGCCACAGGUUUAAGCAAAGAGAUCGCGAUUCCUUUAUCAAUGUUAACAUGUUCUUCAAGUAUUAACAAUACAAAUACCAGUGACCCUUCAAUAACCAUCGGCCCUGGUGCACCAACAAACACCACUCCAACCAGUUUUCCUACGUUAUCACAAGAAUUGGAAUCUGAAGCUACGUAUGAUCCUAUCAUAGCAAGCACAUCGGGUUCUAUUAGUGUACCUACAACCGCUCCAGCUACUGGGAACGUUACUGGCAAUUCCUCAGCUGCCCCUGUAAAUAUAUGCGUGACUGAAUGUGUGUGUCCGUGCGGAUGGGUAAAUCCUCCACAAAACUACACUCCUGAAGAACUUGCGGAAAUAGUUGAAGAAAUACAAGAGAAACUUAAAGUUAGCAAAGCCGAACUCAGUUCAACGAUCCGCAAAAAGUCAAGCGCACCAGACGACCGGCCGUCUGCCACCGCUGUAGGAUACGUUGGUUUGGCGUCGAUCAUUUUCACCUUGGGGGCAAUGGCGCUCUUAGACAUUACAACUGUAUUUAGAGAUGUGCGAGUGAUGAUUAAGAAUCUAAGAGAAUAUUUUCAGCCAUGACUGCGUUUUGUUCUCCGAAUUGUACAACCUCAUACUGGUAGAUUAUCUGUUAUGUGAUAUUCAAGCUUUUUCUCCAAAUGUCUACAGAGUGUUAUAUGGUAUUUAGAGGAUUCCGAUUGGUCUGAGUAAAAUCACAAUUGUCUCAACUCUAGAUGCAUAAUUUAUUAGUGUUUGUUUCGAUUUGACCCAUUUCUAAAUUACUUUCCUCUAUUGCGUCAUUUUGGCAAAACAAAAAUCUUCGUUGGUUUUGAUUAUGCAUUGUACAUGACUGCACGAAAAAGUUUCGUUGAUUUUGAUAAUUAUAAGCAAAGUGAAUAUUAAAGAAUACAUACUGCGUCCAAUUAUAUAUGGAAUUUGUAAUUUUAAGAGUGUUUUCAAAAUUAGUUUAUAAACUGUGUGCCUUCUCAAUUAGUGUAUCUGUAAAUUUACCUAAAGGUGUAUCGAUGGCUUUGUAUGGACAAUUGAAGAAUGUGAUGCAAUUGGUAUAUGGUUCACAAUCAAUGAAUCAAUAAGUUUAUAUCUUAUCCUAAUCUCCCGAAACAGAUGUAUCUGGUUAUUCUAGUUUUAGUUACAGAGGCCUAGCCUUCUAGUUUUGUUGAUGAAUUAUCUUUCUGUUUAGCUGUUAAAAAUCUAGCCCAUUACUUUUGUUGAUGACUUAUGUUUUGGUUUAUAUAUCACAACCCUUUGAAUGUCGUCAUUUGUACAAUUCGAAAGGAAUAUUUCCAAAUCCUGUCUGGGCAAUUCGUUGCUUACAUGAAAAAGAAACUUUACAUUUAUUGUUUAGUACUGGUUGGUUCCAGGAAAGGAUUUAAGUGUUUCAAUAAGCUUAUAGCUUCCAACACAAUCGAACAGAAAUGAAUUUGUAAAAACUAUAUAUAACUAACAUAUUUUUGUAUACAUAAAAAGAACUAUUGCAAAGCAACAAAAACAAUGUUUUUCAUCUGUUAUUCAGAUAAACGGUAAAUUCGUAUUCAAAAUGAUUGAUUUAAUUCAUAUAGACUAUAACAAUAUUCAUUAUAUUCACUGUUAGACACAAUCUUAGUGAGAAAUAACAGUUAUCCAAUCUCUAAUUAUAUACUUAUUAAGAGCUUACAUUCCAGAAUGUAUAAACUGAAACAUUUAUUAUUCUGUUACAUUUGAAUACCAACCAUGACAAAGGUUUUAUAAGUAUUAUAAGUAUUUUUGAUUUAUAUCGAGAUACAUGUAAUUGUAUAAGUUCAAUACAAUUUCUUAUUUCUUCUUCGUAUUCGAAUGGUAUUGAAUAUACUGUGUUUAAUAUAUAGAUUUUGUAAACUCAUAAAUUACAAUGUAACUGAAACCUGUAAUGAGAACAUCAGUGCGUUAUUGUGUAUUCUGUAAACAUUAUCGUUGAUAUACGAUCAAGAACAAUAUCUAUCAUUCUGUCGAUAUCAUGUUUUUCCGUUAAUAAAAUGAUUUUCA